AUGGAAUCCCCCAUCGAGGAGCAUGCAUCCAAACUUCUUCCAGCACAAACCCAUAUAUUCAAUCACAUUUACAGCUUCAUAAACUCCAUGUCCCUUAAAUGUGCAAAUGACUUGUGCAUACCAGAUAUCAUACACAAGUAUGGCCAACCCAUGCCACUGUCACAACUCAUUGCUUCACUACCAAUCCACCCCUCCAAAACUGGGGGCAUCUUUCGCUUGAUGCGAAUUUUGACCUAUUCUGGUUUCUUCUUUCAGCAGAAUGUUACUGAAAAUGAGCUAGAAGUGAGGUAUGGGCUAACUGAUGCAUCUAAACUACUGCUUAAGGACCAUCCCUUGAGCAUGACAUCUUACUUGCAUUCCACAUUUGAACCAACUAAGAUAAAGUCAUGGCUUCAAUUUUCUACUUGGUUCAAAAAUGAUGAUCCUACUCCAUUUUUCACGGAAAAUGGGAUGACAUUUUGGGAUCAUGCUGGCCACCAUCCCAAAUUCAAUCAUUUUAUGAAUGAUGGCAUGGCUAGUGACGCUCGAUUGAUUUCCAGUGUGGUGAUUGAAAAGUGCAAAGGGGUGUUCAUGGGAUUGGAGUCAUUGGUUGAUGUUGGGGGAGGCACAGGGACUAUGGCAAAGGCCAUUGCCAAAACAUUCCCACAACUAGAAUGUAUUGUAUUUGACCUCCCACAUGUUGUUGAUGGCUUGCAAGGAAAUGACAAUCUAAAAUAUGUUGGAGGUGACAUGUUUGAGGCAAUUCCUCCUGCAGAUGCCCUUUUGUUGAAGUGGAUAUUGCAUGACUGGAACGAUGAGGAGUGCGUGAAAAUACUGAAGAAAUGCAAGGAGGCAACCACUAACAAAGGGAAAAAAGGAAAGGUGAUUAUCAUAGACAUGGUGAUGGAGACCGAGAAAGGAGACCAUGAAUCUGUUGAAACACAGCUCUUCUUUGAUAUGAUGAUGAUGGUGUUGGUCACUGGAAAAGAGAGAAAUGAGAAAGAAUGGGCCAAGUUGAUUUUCACUGCUGGUUUUAACGACUACAAGAUAACUCCGCUUUCUGGUUUACGGUCUCUUAUUGAGGUUUAUCCAUAG
Gastrolobium bilobum is the source of this 1074-nucleotide messenger RNA. Its product is annotated as probable O-methyltransferase 3. Bases 1 to 1074 code for a protein of 357 amino acids. NCBI's taxonomy places the organism in Eukaryota, Viridiplantae, Streptophyta, Magnoliopsida, Fabales, Fabaceae. The record is from RefSeq and is a predicted model, not a curated record. Gene Ontology annotation, molecular function: O-methyltransferase activity; protein dimerization activity; S-adenosylmethionine-dependent methyltransferase activity. Gene Ontology annotation, biological process: methylation. The transcript is spliced from 2 exons.